AUGCUCAACGCAACAUACCACAACUAUGAGCACCAAGGGAGCAAAGGAAUGCUGAUCCGCACAACUCGCUGGUCGUUACCAGAUUAUCUUCACGAUCACAUUGACACUAUCCAGCCAACGACCUCCUUCUUCUAUCAGAACCCCCAAGCCAAGAGAGCCGAGCCACAAUCUCCUCAAUGGUUCCAGGAAGGAAGGCUGCCAACAUACCGCGAGAUGGUGGAGGAGGACCUACUGGAUCGUGGACACAUCGAUAUCCCCGACCAGCAAGACUUUCCUGAGUUUCCCACAGUCAAGCAGGCCUGUAACAGGCUCGCUGUCUCGCCGUUUUGCAUCCGCACCUUGUACGGUAUAAUCGGAUAUGAGUACCAAAACUCUCAAAAGAACGGAAUUGGCAUAGUCAACUUUAAUGGGCAGUCAAACAACCGUUCAGACCUUGAUGCAUUCCUCAGACUCUAUCGAAAAGAUGCUGCAGCAGCAAACGUAGCAAGGACAUUUGGAACAGAGAUCGUGAAUGCUGGAAGAGAUCAGCAGACUCAACUAGAUGCCCAACAACUUGAGAGUUUCAUGGACUUUGAAGGUGCUCUCGAUAUCCAGACCGUCAUCGGCGUAGGCUUCCCGACUCCAGUAACGGCAUACAACGUUGGUGGAAAGCCCCUCUACGAGACCUCCGGAGACAACGAGCCAUACCUGGAGUGGCUCCACUUUGUGAUGGGUCAAGAGGAUUUGCCGCCAGUCAUGACAAUCUCGUACGCCGAUGAGGAACACACUGUCCCGGAAGCGUACGCAAGGAGAGUGUGCAACGAACUCGCACAGCUUGGAGCACGAGGAAUCUCUGUUGUCUUCGCAAGCGGCGAUCACGGCGUUGGUCGGGAAGACCGUUGUUACGACAAGAACAAUUCUACGCACUUUCGUCCGAUGUUCCCUGCUUCAUGCCCCUAUGUAACUGCGGUGGGUGCCACACGACUGGUGGGGCCAGAAGUUGUAGCGUUCGACGCUCGAGGAGGGUUUGUUUCAGGCGGAGGCUUCAGCAAUUACUUCUCCAGGCCAAGCUACCAGGAGGGACAUGUCGAAGAGUAUGUUCGCGGACUGGAUUCCGAGCUGAAACCCUACUUUAACGCCCAAGGUAGAGGCUAUCCCGAUGUUUCAGCAGUUGGCUAUCAUUAUGUGGUCAUGUGGAAUGGCGUGGCACAUUUGCAAGACGGAACCAGCGCAUCUGCACCCACGUUCGCUGCUAUUGUGGCGCUUGUAAAUGAUGCCCUUCUCGCAGUGGGACGCCCUUCUCUAGGAUUUCUGAACCCGCUCCUGUAUUCGAGAGGUGCUACAGCGUUCAAAGACGUGAUUUCUGGAUCCAAUUUCGGUUGCAACACAACAGGGUUUCUCGCUGUAAAAGGUUGGGACCCAGCAAGUGGACUUGGGACGCCGGUGAGUAAAUGUGUGGUUUGUAUACUGUUGUUGUCUCAGACUAAUUCGUUAGUGGUUUCCCACUCUGAGAGAAAUUGCAUUGCGCGAGAGCUUUAG
Molecule: messenger RNA, 1518 nt
Organism: Aureobasidium musti
Lineage: Eukaryota; Fungi; Ascomycota; Dothideomycetes; Dothideales; Saccotheciaceae
Source: the annotation of a GenBank genome assembly